AUGCCUUCCAACCCACUCGCGAACUGGGAAAAAGUUGGUGAUGGCUUUUAUCGCAAGAUCGCUGUUUAUGACGCCAUUUUUGAGGAUGAUGUCGAGUUAGAGAACUACAUUGUCGCGGGCGCCCCCUACGGAGGAGCUAUUGCGCUCUAUCGCGACGAAAGCAAGCCGUUCAGACUUCGCGAUGGACCGGGCUCCCGAUCAUCGAUUGAUGUUUAUUCAUGCUCUGGACAGCGAAUCAAUCGUAUAAACUGGGAGCAAGCCACUAUUCGAGGACUGGGUUGGUCUGAGAAAGAAGAGCUUCUGGUCGUCUCCGAGGACGGAACGGUGCGACGCUAUUUCGGAUUGGACGGCGAAUUUACGUCCUUUUCUCUCGGCAAUGGUGCCGAAGAGUAUGGCGUAAGAGCCUGCCAGUUCUGGUCAUCAGGCCUCGUUGCAUUGUUGUCCAACAACCAAUUGAUUGCAGUAUCAAGAUAUGAUGAACCACGUCCGCGGCUCCUAGCACCUUGCCCUGAAGGCGAGGUAUCAUCAUGGGCUUUGAUCCCACCCGCUCAUACCCUCUCACGCUCUGUUGAGGUUCUGCUGGCUGUUGACAGGACAAUCUAUCUAAUCGACUCCACAGAAGCAGAAGACAAGAUCCUGCAAGACGGCCCAUUCAAGCACAUUAGCGUAUCCCCAACAGGGCGUUUUGUUGCCCUUUUCACUGCCGAAGGAAAGUUGUGGGUAGUUAGCAAUGACUUCCAAAACAAAUUCAGCGAAUAUGAUUCGAAGUCUCGGGUUCCACCAAAUACCGUCAAUUGGUGUGGUGAUGAUGCUGUCAUCCUCGGAUGGGAAGAUGAGAUCCACCUUGUUGGACCCAACGGUGCCGCCUCAAAGUACUAUUAUGAUGGCCGCGUUCAUGUCAUACCAGAGUUUGAUGGAGUCCGUCUUAUAACCAAUGACACUUGUGAAUUCGUGCACAAGGUUUCCACUGUGACCGAAGAGAUAUUCCGUCUUGGAUCGUCCUCGCCGGCAUCCGUGCUCCUAGAUUCGGUGGACCAAUUGGAGAAGAAAUCGCCCAAGGCUGAUGAGAACAUCCAACGAAUUCGAUCGAGUUUACCUUCAGCAGUCGACACAUGCAUCAAAGCAGCAGGCCAUGAAUUUGACGCUUAUUGGCAGAAGCGCCUGCUGAAGGCUGCAUCGUUUGGCAAGUCUGUCCUUGAACUCUACAACAGUGAUGAGUUCGUAGAGAUGACUGAAAAGCUACGCGUUCUCAAAGCAUUGAGAGAUUAUAAGGUCGGCUUGCCAUUAUCGUACGAACAAUAUCUGCGCCUCACACCAGAAGGGCUCAUUGAACGCUUGAUUAGCAGACACGAAUAUCUACUUGCAAUAAGAAUCUCGGAAUACCUCCAGAUUCCUGCAGACAGAAUUUAUGUUCACUGGGCAAGCCAAAAGGUGAAAGUUUCGACUGUCGAUGACGAAGCAGUAUGUAAACUCAUUGUUCAAAGACUUGAUGGGAAGCCGGGAAUCUCUUUUGAGGUUAUCGCCCAAGCUGCCUAUGACGAAGGUCGAUCCCAUCUGGCUACACAAUUACUCAACCAUGAACCACGAGGUGGCAAGCAAGUUCCUCUGCUUUUGAAGAUGGAAGAAGACGAGCUUGCCCUUGAUAAGGCAAUAGAGAGUGGCGAUGACGACUUGGUGAACUACGUGUUACUACAUCUCAAGAGCAAGCUUCCUCUUGCGAGCUUUUUCCGAAUGAUCAACACUCGUCCCAUGGCUUCAGCACUUGUGGAGACUGCUGCACGAAGUGAUGACAUCGAGUUAUUGAAAGAUCUGUUCUAUCAAGAUGAUCGACCGAUUGAUGGCGCUAAUGUGCUCCUAUCUGAGGCAUUAAGGGACACUGACUUGACUCGCCAGACCGAAAAACUCCACUUGGCAUCUCGUCUCUUGUCAGAUUCCAAGGAGCCGACAGUGGUAUUAAACCAGAAAUUAGUCUCUGAGGCCUCCCAGCUUUUGAAGGCGCAAGACGCAUUGGACAAAGACCUGGCAGAUCACAGCGAGUUUGUUGGUCUUAGUGUCAAUGAGACAGUCUACAGACUUAUCCGGGGUGGUUACGGUAAAAGAGCACACAAGAUCCAAAGUGAAUUCAAAAUGCCAGAGAAAACAUUUUGGUGGUUGAGAUUGAGAGCCUUGGUGGCUAAACGAGACUGGGGCGAAUUAGAGGAAAUCGCUAAGGUCAAGAAAUCCCCAAUCGGGUGGGAGCCUUUCUACAACGAGAUUUUGGGUGCUGGAAACACAAAACUUGCUUCCGGAUUUGUGCCAAAGUGUACACACUUGUCCCCUGCCGAGAGAAUCGAGAUGUGGGUGAAGUGCGGAAUGAUCGUGAAGGCUGGAGAAGAGGCAAUAAAGGCGAAGGACCUCAACACGCUAGAAAUCCUCCGCACCAAAGCAUCUGGCCCCGCAGCCACCGAGAUCGAACGCAUGAUCAACCAACUUAGGCCAAGGAAAUGA
Messenger RNA from Penicillium paradoxum, 2487 nucleotides. It is a transcript of the gene vp16, whose product is annotated as tethering complex subunit VPS16. Gene Ontology annotation, biological process: intracellular protein transport; vacuole fusion, non-autophagic; endosomal transport. Bases 1 to 2487 code for a protein of 828 amino acids. The record is from RefSeq and is a predicted model, not a curated record. NCBI's taxonomy places the organism in Eukaryota, Fungi, Ascomycota, Eurotiomycetes, Eurotiales, Aspergillaceae. Gene Ontology annotation, cellular component: endosome; cytoplasm; HOPS complex. The transcript is spliced from 7 exons. Gene Ontology annotation, molecular function: actin binding.